Tachysurus fulvidraco (yellow catfish) is the source of this 3268-nucleotide messenger RNA. Its product is annotated as dynein regulatory complex protein 1. The record is from RefSeq and is a predicted model, not a curated record. The transcript is spliced from 16 exons. NCBI's taxonomy places the organism in Eukaryota, Metazoa, Chordata, Actinopteri, Siluriformes, Bagridae. The coding region runs from base 139 to 2208 and encodes 689 amino acids. Gene Ontology annotation, biological process: regulation of cilium movement; axonemal dynein complex assembly; cilium-dependent cell motility. Gene Ontology annotation, cellular component: axonemal dynein complex; axoneme.
GAUGCGCGGCAUCCUGGGUUGCUAAGCUACAGAGACUCACAUGCCAACAAAAAGCCCACAGGCUUUAUUAAGUAGGUGAUCUUAUUUUUUCGGUUUAAAAAUAAUUUAUUUCUGAAUUUAUUGUACAACUAAAAGAAAAUGCUACAAACUGAAGUUUUGAGUGAGGGAAAAGAUGAGACUGGACCGUCUGUUGAGGCCGAAAAUCCUGAUACCAGAAUUGAGGCUCGUCGAAAUCGUAUUGCUGCUCGAGUCCAGGCCAAGAGACGACAAGCCGUUGGAGAUGACAUCCAGAAGAAGGCAGAAAUUAAAGAGGAAGCUCGGCCAAGUCAAAGACAGAUGGAAGAAAGUGAAAGACACAUGGCUAAAUUAAAAGCAGAUGGCACAGAGAGAGUGACCAACAUUCUGGUGGUGGCUGAUUCCAAGGAGUUAAAGAGGAGAGAGGAAAUAAGGGAGGCAAACAGACUAAGAUUGGAAAAGCUGGAAAAUGAGGCCAAGUCCAGCACUGAGAAGUUCAGUAAGAUCUUAAACAAGUGGACUGAGGCCAAGACCAAGGUGAUCCACCAGGAGCUGAGAGACGAUCUAAGAAAGCAGCAACAGCUCUGUUGUCAAAUCGUUGAAGACAAGAACAAACUCAUCAAGGAAUUACAGCAGGAGCUGAAAGGAAGAGAUGAUCAUUUUGUUAAAGACCGUAAAAGGGAUGCAGAAGAAGUAGAUCUCCUAAUUGAAAGGAUGCAGGAACAGAUAUCAAGUCUGAAGAAAGACUAUAGAAAAGAGCUGGAUUUAAUUGAGAGCUCCUUCGGUGAUGAGUGGAAGGGUUUACUUACAGACAGCACGAGCAAAUGGGAGCAUCAGAGAAAUGAACGAAGCAACAAAGAGCUGGAGUUCUUGCUGCAGAGAAUGAAGAUGUUGGAGGAGCACGAGACCGUGCUGGAUCGUCUGAGAAUGGAGAGCGCAGAGGAGUACAACAAGCUCAAAAUUAAACUAGAGACUGAUGUUCAGCGCCUAGAGCGUGACCUGCAGGAAAGGAAGGCUACCUACCAGCUUAAUCAGGAGAAGCUUGACUACAAUGUACAAAUGCUGAAGAAAUACGAGGAAGAGUAUGCUGUUAGUAAGGCUCAGCAGUUAAGGAAGAUCACCAGACUGCAGGAUAUGCGCAACAAUCUGAAGAAAAAAUGUGCUGUUCAGGAAAAACAAUCCCGUGAGGAGAUACAGUCAGUGACUAAUAAGUAUAACCGCCUCAUGCAGCAAUACAAAGAUCUUCACAAGAGGAAAAGGCAUUUUGCGGGAGUUUACGGCAAGCGUUACGAGGAGGUUUGGCUGAUGAAAGAAGACGAGGCCAAAGGGUUAGUGAGCAGAGCUGUGGACUUGGAUAGAGUUAUUCAUGAACAGAUCCUGGGCCUGUCCUGGAGUCCUCCAAUACUGCCCUUCAUGGACCAUUCCAUCCCCAAGCAGCCUCAGCGUUCAGCUCAACAAGUUGUCGCACAAGUUUUGGGAGAGGAGGACGAGACACAAGAUAAGACAGAGCAAGAAACAGAGCAAGAGAAAAGUAGAUUGGAUGAGUCUUGCAGUCUGAUGACUUGGGUGGAUCGUAAAACAGUAAAGAUUGUGCUGGAGCUUCUGUGUGACGAGAUGGGAUUUCUAAUAGAAAGUAAUUUACGCGAGCUAGUCUCAACCAUGGAGAAGAGCGAACAGACUGCUUUGAAGCUGGAUUCCAUCUUUUCUGCCAUGGGGAUUAAGAAUGAAGAGGACAUAAACAAAAUGACUACGUUCAUCUUGAGAUAUAAACUUCCCCACACAGAGAAGGAGGACAUGUCAGUGAAUGACCAGGCAGAGAAUGAGUGCAGUCUUAUCCACCCAAAUGACCUAUUGAGAGCUCUCCGAGCCUUCACUGCCCAGUACUGUAAAACCAGAGAAAUGCCUCGAGACAAGGGAAGUGGUCUAAUGUUGGAGAGGAUGAAUGACUGUGAGGCCAAUGCAUACUGGGAGAACAUAGCUAACAUCAUCCCUGAGUCCAAACUCAAAGUCUGGAGGGCGUUGGAAGCAGGUCUCAAGAAGUACCAUACUGAACUGACUAAAAGGUCCAAGCUUCUGACUGAAACCCAGCAACUCAAACAACAAAAUUCAGAGCUCCGCAUGCUCCUGCAAAAAUACCAGAACUCAAAGGUCAAUGCUGAGCUGAUGUUUCCACCCAUGCAGAUGAGGCAAUGAUGAGAUGCAAUCAUCAGAGCAGAUGUAAUCAAAUGAAUGAAAAUCAAUUUAAUAUGUACUGUAUUCUAAUAUUUCUAGAUAAAUAUUUAGUUUAGCUUCAUUUGUUUUUAUUGUUUUGUCAUCAAAACCAUGAUGGGGUUUUACCUGUGCAUUUAGUCCAUUUGUAAAAUUUCCUCACUACUAAAUAUUCCACGGUCAACUGUUUGCAGUAUUAUAACAAAGUUGAAGCAAUGAGAAAUAACAGGAACUCAGCCACGAAGUGGUAGGCCAUGUAAAAUCAGUGGGGUCAGCGCAUGCUAAGGUGCACAGUGUUCAGAAACUUUCUGCAGAGCCAAUAGCUACAGACCUCCAAACUUCACAUGGCCUUUCAAUAAGGUCAAGAACAGUGUGUAGAGAGCUUCGGAUGCAGUGGUGUAAAUCACUGGAUGCCACAGGACUCUAGAUCAUUGGAGACGUGUUUUCUGGAGUGACAAAUCAGACAUCUCUAUCUGACAAUCAGAUGGGUGAGUCUGGGUUUGGCGGUUGCCAAGAGAACAGCACUUUCCUGACUGCAAUGGGCCAUGUUUAAUGUUUGGUGGAGGAGGGAUUAUAGUGUGGGGUUAGUUUUCAAUGGUUGGGCUUGGCCCCUUAGUUCCAAUAAAAAGUUACUAUUGAGUUGAUGAUAUGUCCUGUCCUGUGUUUAGUUAAUAUACUUUCAGAGAAAAUUCUGUGUUGAUCCACAUUUGGAUGAACUGUACGUUUGUCAAAAAGACCUGAUGUCAUUUUCUGUGUUCUCAGUGACAACAGUUGCAUUGUUGGUGUACAGAUUAUUUGUUGUGGCUUUUAGGGCCAAAUGUGCCUUACACUCCUUUUCUUUGGCAGAAACGGCCCAUUUUUGACAUUUGGGUGAAAGUUCAGUGAGACAUUAUGACACCAUUAUUUUGCAUUAUGGAAAAACGGACAUUGCGCUAUAAGUCAAAUAGGUCCACUUCAAAUUAACAUCAUUUUAUUAUAUGAAAUGGCACAGAAAACAUCAGGAAUUCCACAACAUGCACAUGUAUGUAUGUAUGUAUGUAUGUAU